Homarus americanus (American lobster) is the source of this 1395-nucleotide messenger RNA. RefSeq names its product nuclear cap-binding protein subunit 2-like (gene Cbp20). Gene Ontology annotation, biological process: mRNA cis splicing, via spliceosome. The record is from RefSeq and is a predicted model, not a curated record. Gene Ontology annotation, molecular function: RNA cap binding. The coding region runs from base 174 to 632 and encodes 152 amino acids. The transcript has 4 exons. Lineage: Eukaryota; Metazoa; Arthropoda; Malacostraca; Decapoda; Nephropidae. Gene Ontology annotation, cellular component: nuclear cap binding complex.
UGGAGGCACCUGGUGUGGAGGAUGCUGCCCAUGUUGCUCUUCCUGCUGUAGCUGCUGUUAAACCUCGCCUGUCUCUUCAGAAUCUCGGGACAUAAACAAGCGGGAGGCUCUUGUACUUUUUUUUCACCAGCAGGCUACAUUUUUUUAUUUUUUUGUUAAGGCCAGAGACCAAUAUGACGGCCAGUGUGGACCUCAGUUCCUACAGGGACCAGCACUUUAAGGGCUCACGCACAGAUCAGGAGCGUCUGUUACGGGGUACAAGUACACUGUAUGUGGGCAACCUGUCCUUCUACACCACUGAAGAACAACUCUAUGAACUGUUUGGACGUGCAGGAGAUGUAAAGCGCAUUGUCAUGGGCCUUGACAAGUUUAGGAAGACUCCAUGUGGCUUCUGCUUUGUGGAAUAUUUUUCCAGAGAUGACUCAGAGAUGUGUAUGCGGUACAUCAAUGGCACGCGGCUAGAUGACCGCAUCGUACGAACGGACUGGGACGCUGGCUUUAUAGAGGGGCGACAGUAUGGCCGAGGCAAGAGUGGCGGUCAGGUUCGUGAUGAGUAUCGAACAGACUAUGACAGUGGACGAGGAGGCUAUGGAAAAAUCGUUCAGCAGAAGAUCCUCCCAAAACUGCCUUGAGCUGAGGGUUUUCUACAUUGUGUGACACUGGAGAAAUUAUCUCCAAAACUCAGUGACUAAUGAAACUGCACAUGUGCAAGGAGUUGUGUGUUUCUUCUGUUGCUUCAGCUGAUGAUGACGGUACCCACUUAAUAUAUACUGGUACUGAAUAUAUUGUUUCUUUGUAUAUUAAAUAUUAAUGAUUUUAAGUUUCAUAUAUAAAGGGUACAGAAACAUUCAUAGGAAGUCAGUUUACAGGUGUUAUUAGUGUUCAGUUAACAUAGAAGUUCAGUUUCUUAGACAACAGAUUGUGUUUCUUUGGUAACUGGUAGAUGACAUAAGUGCAUUCCCCUUUAGAUUAAUGUGAUCUUAUUCAUAAUCAUUCAUUCAUUUACAUUAUUACAAUAAAUACUUUAGCUUAUAAAGAAAUAAUUGUGUGUUAAAUUGUGCUAGGUUGAAGCACAGAUAUGACAUUUGUAAGUUUGGCUCUAAACACAGUCAAGCUUUUGUCAUUCUUACUACUAAAGGGAAUGUAGUUUGUGUUGUCAAAGUACAGUGUAGAGAAUAAGGUCUCGUGAUGGAACUUGUCAAAGAGUAGCACCUAAUUGGGUUAUGUUAUCCUUUAAGCAGUGAGUUUCCAAUUUUCCUUCAUGCCCAAGAUGGGUCUGGAAAUUUUCAAAGAGAAAUAUACUGUACUCACAGAGUUGUAAAUGAUAACUAUACUUAAAACAGCAAUUUGAAGCUAAUAAAAUGCAGCACUAAGAGUCAGCUUAGAGCUUAACAA